This is a messenger RNA of Rattus rattus (black rat), 1399 nucleotides long. It is a transcript of the gene Dynlt5, whose product is annotated as Tctex1 domain containing 1. The coding region runs from base 631 to 1167 and encodes 178 amino acids. Gene Ontology annotation, biological process: microtubule-based movement. The transcript is spliced from 4 exons. NCBI's taxonomy places the organism in Eukaryota, Metazoa, Chordata, Mammalia, Rodentia, Muridae. Gene Ontology annotation, molecular function: dynein intermediate chain binding. The record is from RefSeq and is a predicted model, not a curated record. Gene Ontology annotation, cellular component: cytoplasmic dynein complex; cytoplasm.
ACAGACCUCUGGCUCCCUUUUGAGGCUGCUUUAGGCCCAUGAUUGACCUCAUAGCUUUUGUUAAGAUUUUUUUUAACUGAAGUUUCACAGUGAAGGAUGGGGCCAUGUUUUACAAGACUGGUAGCCUCCGCAAAUACCAAAUAGGUCCCAGCUCUCUGUAGAACUGGCAACUCCCAAUGUACCUCUCCUGACUGUCUAUCCAAGCGCAAACGCUCGUACCACAUUGCCUACCACAGCAGCAAAUAUUAACUAGGGGACUUACAGCAAGAUUGGAUUCAGAGCAAAAAUAAAAACGUUGAAUUGCAGUACAGGACUGCAUCUUUCUAUAGUUGCCAAUCUUUCCAGAGUGACUUUCUCCCACUACAUCAGUUAAGCAUUUGGGCUCUGAAUUAAUCUCUGCUUGUGUGAAUGAGGUACACUAUUAAAUAGAAAUUUUCCUAUUUCCAGUUGUAUUGGCACAACAAAAUAACUACUUAUACUACACAUUAUUGCUCUCCAAAAAUCUCAGCCCCCAUUCAAAAGGGUUAUAGAAGCAGCCCAGUCCUCUACCUAGGAUGAAAUUUAAUUAAAAAAACUAAAAGAUGUUCAUUUUUUUUCCUUUUUUGCAACAUUAUUUUUUCCUAUAGUGUGAUGAUGUCAGCUUUGUCUAAAGAUAAACUGUUUUCUGCAAUGAAGAAGAGGGGGAGCAUGUGUUCCCCAAAUAAUCAUGAGUUCCGACAGAAGGAAGGUCACUGGCGGGUCAAAAAUUCUGUCUGUACAGUGUCCCACUCGGAUGAGCCCAGCCAUCAUGAUGAAUCCUCUGGCCUUCGAGUCCGGAUGGAAAACACCUACCAGUUAGGUCCCACCAAACCUUUCCCCGUGGCCACUGUCAAUCGUAUUUUGGAAGAUGUACUAACUACCUACCUACAAGAAGCAAAGUAUGACCCGGAGUUUUGCAGACAAAUGACUAAAACAAUUUCUGAGGUUAUUAAGACCCAGGUCAAGCAGUUAAUGAUUCCGCGGUAUAAACUAAUUGUGACCGUUUACAUCGGACAGCGGGAUGAUCAGAGCAUAGUUAUUGGCAGCAGAUGCCUCUGGAAUCCUAAAAGUGAUACCGUCUCAUCCUAUACUUUCAAAAAUCCUACUCUCUUUGCCCUUGCAAAUGUCUAUGCAGUUUACUUUGAGUGACUGAAAAAACGGUCCACGUGUCUCAAAAUCGUGAAACAGGCUGGGUGUCUCUAUCCACAAAAGUUCUACCGGCAAAAGCUGUGGGAAAGAGACAAGAUGAAGAUUUCAAAGGACUGCAAGCUUCCAUCACGCUUGUGAGGACUGGCGGAGGGGGAGGGGAGCCUAAGAAAACAGUCUUGUUUGUUCAAAGCAGAAGUCAGUGCGGUUCACAUAAACAAAAACACCAGCUAAA